This is a messenger RNA of Homalodisca vitripennis (glassy-winged sharpshooter), 4811 nucleotides long. RefSeq names its product LIM/homeobox protein Lhx9-like. Lineage: Eukaryota; Metazoa; Arthropoda; Insecta; Hemiptera; Cicadellidae. Gene Ontology annotation, cellular component: nucleus. Bases 327 to 1733 code for a protein of 468 amino acids. The record is from RefSeq and is a predicted model, not a curated record. Gene Ontology annotation, molecular function: DNA-binding transcription factor activity, RNA polymerase II-specific; RNA polymerase II transcription regulatory region sequence-specific DNA binding. Gene Ontology annotation, biological process: regulation of transcription by RNA polymerase II; neuron differentiation. The transcript is spliced from 6 exons.
GCUGACAAUCUCUCCCCGCGCACACUCGUGUUCCACCGGUCGUGCGCAGAAGGCUGGCACAUGCGCCCUGCACUUCGCGAAAUUCAAGUGCAUCGUGAGCACUGAUAUUAAUUAACGGCCUUUUUUCCUUGGACACAUUGGAUUUUUAAUCAAGCUGUUAUGACUAACCCAGUGAUAUUUAGGUGUCGUGUGAACAUUGUAGUGAAGUGUGUAGUGGCCGACUCGCUGUGAUAAGACGCGCUUCCACUGCGAAGUCUGUUGGUGUCAUGCGAAGAGAAGAGACUGAAGGGCAGUAGCGGUUUUACAGUGAAGGGACCCCCACACUCAUGGGAGUGUAUGAGGUGCAACCCCAGAACACACCCGGGAUGCAUUGGCAGCACCAUCCUGAGAGGCACCAGAUGCUCGCUGCAGCGUACGAUCCCUCCAGAGACCUGAGCCCCAACCUGCCCACGACCUGCCACGACUCCGGUGGGUCCAUGUCCAGCGCCUCCAGCAGUGGGCUGACCAGCUGCUGCAGCUUCAAGACUGAACCGGAGUCCUACGAACACCUGACGGGUCUCUCGCAUAACUGCCGGGACUGCGGCCAUUUCGAGGGUCCUCGCCCCGUGGAGGAGGAGUUCUGCAGGAAGAGCUGCCAGCAAGAGGAGUACCGUGAGAGACAGUAUCAACCCGUCGAGCCCAAGCAGGAGCCUCCGCAGGUCGUCCCUCCCGAGGACGAAGACGUCUCGUGCGCCGGUUGCGGUAGGAGGAUAAACGACCGCUUUUACCUCUUCGCGGUGGAGAGGCGGUGGCACUCUUCGUGCUUGCAGUGUUCCCACUGUCGUAGAGGCUUGGACGGGGAGAUCACCUGUUUCGCUAGGGACGGCAACAUCUACUGCAAGAAGGACUACUAUCGAAUGUUCGCGAUGAGGCGAUGUGGCCGGUGUCAAGCAGCCAUCUUGGCCUCGGAGCUGGUGAUGCGAGCGAGAGAGAUGGUCUUCCACGUGCACUGCUUCACCUGCGUCGUCUGCCAGACCGCCCUCACCAAGGGAGACACUUUCGGGAUGCGAGACGGCGCGGUGUUCUGCCGCCUCCACUAUCAGGAGUUGCCGCCCGCGCCGCCUCCCGACGAACGGUUGCCGUUUCCCGUCAACCCCACCGAUCUGCAUUACCACCCGCGGCUCGGCCCUCAUUCCACUCCGCCCCUGCCCGCCACUCCGCCCGACCAGGUCAAAGUGGCCAACUCCUUCUUCAACGGCACUCCCACGCCCAGGCAGAAGGGUCGGCCCAGGAAGAGGAAACCCAAGGAUCUGGAGUCGAUGACCGCUAACCUAGGUGAGUACUACUUGAACGCGGAAGCCUACCUGGAUGUGGCAUUUGGUCCGGGGACGCCAGGGAUGGGAGGGGCCAACGGAAGUCACCACCAGAGGACGAAGAGGAUGAGGACGUCCUUCAAGCACCAUCAGCUGAGGACGAUGAAAUCGUAUUUCGCCAUCAACCACAACCCGGAUGCCAAGGACCUCAAGCAACUCUCCCAAAAGACUGGCCUUCCCAAGAGGGUUCUACAGGUGUGGUUCCAGAACGCUCGGGCCAAGUGGCGUCGGAUGAUGCUGAAGCAGGAGUCCGGGGGCGGCAAAGCCGGAGACAAGUGCGGCGACGGGGGCGGCAGCUCGCUGGAGGCGGCGUACCACCUGCCCCCGCACGGCAGCCCCCAGCACUAUCUCAGUCCCUCGCCGCUAGAGUGCAGCUCCUAAUACGUCUCAGCGUCGAGGGUGUUCGGUCCGGUCCAGUGAGGUGUAGGACUGAGCGCGUGCCAGGAGGAUAGAUAGUCCGCAACGUCGCUUCCAGGAUUUACACAUUAAACAUUUCAAUCCUCUCUCUGAAUAGUCAACAAUUUAUUUACACCUCAUUUAGUUGUCUUAUAAAUUAAUUUUAGGCACGGUUUAUGCCAAACAGUGUCAUCCAAUGUAAUUUUAAAGUAAUUUAAUGAUACAUUUAUAGUAAAUUAUUUGUAUUUGAAAGGGAGAGACUCGAAUAAAAUAAAUGUAUAGUAGUAGAUGUAUGUAGAAGUUGAAAAAAAAUCUUAGAAUACGAUUUGUAGUUACAAUGUUAAAAUCAUGAAUGGAAAAGUGGUUGAAGUGAACUUGUGGUUUAUUAAUUGUUAUUUUUGAUUUUUGUCAUAUUGCCUAUAAUGCCCUAUUGCUGAUCAAUAUUGCUGAAAAUAAAUCUCCGUGGAGAAAUGAAGUACGGCGUGAGGUGUGGGACCCGAAGUGACAAUGUAGUCUCCUGGCUGCAGUGUGCGGACAGCUACUGAGUCAUAUAUCGAGUAGACCUACCGUGUAAUAAAGGGUGGUGCGGGGGCGGGUGUGGGAACUAAUGAGGGCGAGUGUGCGGAAGUAAGAACACGGUGGGCGGACACUAGACUAGCGUGCUCACUCUGCACACUCACACUACCCGUAAAUAAUGUCACUUAGUGCGCGAAUAUUGCGGGCUUUGUUUAUAACGUCGUGACACCAGAGCGGUGCACGGCCGUGGCUGUGCGGCUGGCUGCGGCGGAGGUCUAAAUCACCGCUCCAGCGACUCCAGCCACUCCAGCUCGCCGGACUACCUGCCGCUGCAGCUUCCAGGAUACCUUCCGAGCUACAAUGGUUUCCACCCAAUAACGAAAUCCAUAAAUAAUAAGAUUGUUUCUAAGCGAUUUCAAUUCGGAAAAUAGGCUAUUAUAUGAGCCUAUGUUACCGGUUCACAUAAUCUCGUUUAAAACCGAGCGAUUCUGUUUUGUUGUUUUAGUAUUCAUAUACAUUUCACUAAAUUUUCUAUCGUAUAUAUAAUUGCUAUUUACGCUUUACAAAACGACUGCUUUAGUAUUGAUACUAGAAUCGACUGCCACGAAAGAAUUUGGAAGGAUUUAUGUUCUUGGCAAUUUUGGUAACUAAUCCACUUCAACCAUUUUUACAUAUACAAAAUAUAAGUUGCUUGCUAAACAUUGUUUUGGACUAUAAUUGUAUAGUUAAUCAUAGCCAAAGUUGUUACUAACUUUAUUUUCGUCUGCCGAAAUCAAAACUGUCAUCGAUUGCUCGAGACACAAAUUGCACCCGUUAGGGUAUCCCAGGACUUCCUCCAUUAUUGUAACGUGUUAGGGAUUACGCUAGGAUGGUGAUCAAAGCAGCUUUGCUGUAGACGAGCACAAGACAAAACUGCUUCCGUAACCAAAAGUUCCAGCUUUCCACACGGUUGGUUUGAAACUCAGCAAUCGACUUCAUCCACAAAGUUUUGAUUUCCGCAGACGAAUCUGCAGCUUUGUUGUAAUCUAAAGUGGCAUGUUGGCAAGUUAAACUGAUUAUUGUAAUUUUCAGUCUUAUUCCAUAUUUCAAAAACUGAACCCAGUAGUCUAUAAGUGAAAUAACGUUGGAAUUGUGAGUGGUCAAACGUAAUUGUAAAACUAUAAAUGUAUCCUCUGUACACAGCAAUCCUCUUUGUCUUCGUUAUUAAAAUGUAGGAAUGUGACCCGGACUUGCCCGAACAUCGACGAACGUUGCCGACGACUUCCACCCACAGACGAUCCUGAGUGGCCGAGAACCGACUUCACCGAGGAGACGCUCACAUCGAUACCGACUUCUGUACAUAGAUACGGCGUAGUUUCGUAGAACUGAUGUACACAGAUUAACUUAUUUAUUGACCUAGAAUAUGUUUAGUAUCCAUAACGAACAGCUGAAGGCACUGAUACCUUCCUCGUUCGUGUACAUAACGACUACUGUAAAUACCUUAACGGUUUUAUUUAAUUGUACGAAAGACAGCGAUACUUCCUUUAUAAAUUUAGCUGAACAGUCCUGAGCUAGAUCACAGGUAGACUAAUGACAACGGUUUCAUUAUUCUGUGGUUAGAUUAUGUGGCUUUAGGCCGCCCUGCACCAGUAACGCGUUACUAUGUCGAGUACACCGUUCAGUUCUAGGUGAGAGUAAAUACUAAUUAGUGACUUGUAAAAUUCAUCAAAACAGAAAACUGUAUGUAUAAUUUUAUUGUUUCAUGUGAUUUUGUUGGUUUUGUUAUCUUUUGUUUUUCUUUGUUUCGAACAAAGACGCAAUACGGGACAACGAAGCAAUCUGUGUGUUUGUUGCAAGGGAAGUAUAUUAUUGUACGUAUUAUACUGCAUUGUAAAAUAAUAACUUAUACGACGGUCGCAUUGUAAAUAUACGUAACAUUAGGCCUGUAUUUGUACAUUUAAAGGCAAUGUGAUGUAUUGUUGUGAAAUUGUCCAAGGCCAAAGUAGUGUCAGAGAUACGAAUUACAAUACAAUAAUACAACAGUUUAGUUGUAUACAAUAUUAAUAUGGAAAUAUACAAUGUCAAAAUACAUUAGUAGCCUAAACUGUAAUUCAUGUUGAUAUUGAAAAUGUUGAAUAAAACUCUCUGACGACAACAAGAGUAAUUGUGUACAUUUCCUCUAUUGGUGAAACCCACACUAGUACGUUAUUGUUUAGAGUACCAGCAUGUAGUGGGAUAAUAUAUUAAGUUGUUUCCGAACCUUUUAUAACGCCGCCUGAAGAACAAUAGUGCACCGAGUGUGCAGCUGCGCCCAUUGUUGGCCGUAAAAACAAUGGGCUACAAAGAAAACGGCAAGAAAUGAAUAAACUAUGUAAAUCAGAGAGAACUUGUUUUGUCAGAGUUUCUUUUUUGUUUUGAGGCUCGAGAUCGGCCUUAUCGUCGCUCUUUGGCCCUGGACAUGCUUCGUGUGAUAAGGAUGUGUAAUGUCCGACUGUGUCCCUCUCGGUGCAGCACAUCGAGUAUUUGUACUUGUAACAUAUAGAUGAAAUAUAAGCUGCGACACCGUUA